AACAGUAUUAAGUUCUUCUCGACGUCCUUAGUGAUAGGCGGUAGGUGCGCUGCGAGCGUGACGCGUGUGCGUCGAUAGGGUCGUGCACGAACAUAAUAUUGAUCAAACGAUGAUUGUCUUGCUAACCGGCCCGCCGGGGGUUGGUAAAACGACAUUGUUGAAAAACGUUGCGCAGCACGUGCAGAACCACAAGGGAGGGCCACGUGUUUUCGGCUUCUACUCUGCGGAACGGCGAGAUGCGGACAAUAAGAGAUGUGCCUUCGACAUGGUGGCUUUCGAAGGUUCGAAUAUCGGAGGAGGAGGAGGAGGAUCUGCUGAUGGAUCCUCGACUUCAUCCACUGGCGGCGCCGCCGCAAGCGGAAGAUGUACUUUAGCUGACAUGGAGCCUGUUCCUGCUGGAGAAAGACGGCCUGCUGUGGGAAAAUACCGCGUGCAUCUAACCGAAUUCGAAGACUUCACUUCGCAGCAUUUCGCUAGCUUUUUCGACGCCCCAAUUGCAGAAAGUGGAAAUAUUAUCACUCUGUCUGGGAAAAAGGUCUUUUUUCUGGACGAGAUCGGGAAAAUGGAACUAUUCUCGAAAAAGUUUGUAGCGGAUACAAAGCGAUUGUUGGAAAGCGGCUGUGUGGUGCUCGCGACGGUAUCGCAAAAGGGCAGUGGCUUCUGCGAAGAAGUCCGCGAAUGGCCAGAUGCAAAGCUGAUCACAUUGGAACGCGCAAAUCGAGAAAAGACUGCGCCUGUGAUUGAGAAAGAAAUUGUCGCAGAGCUACUACAAGCUGUAGCGCAAGCACCUCCAGAACAGUCAUCCGCUCCUGCAAUGAAGAAAAGCAGUGAGGAGCCAUACUCAGUGGCAGCAGAUGAACCUGCACCUAAACGACAACGGGGACGCUGGAAACAGAAAGCCGGACAUACUGACCUCAAAAACACAACAGCGAGGUCUUGAUGGGAUAUGUCGUGUGUAUUUACCGGGCAAUCGGCAGAUUUAGCUUCGGAUUUUCGCUACAGCAAGUACAUCCGACUUGCUAUUUUCAAUUGUGGUGUAAUGAGAUCACUGAGCAUGAUCAUCCUCUUGGAUGGAUUCAUUCCCCGUGUCACAUGAAAGUGUUGCCGGCUUCUAUGGCAUCCUUAGCAAUUACUGCACACAGAAAAGAGAGUCAAAGCUAUUUAAUUCUGAGUCUGUGCUUGAC
Messenger RNA from Amoebophrya sp. A25, 1184 nucleotides. Lineage: Eukaryota; Dinophyceae; Syndiniales; Amoebophryaceae. The record is from the annotation of a GenBank genome assembly.